Molecule: messenger RNA, 1381 nt
Organism: Bufo bufo (common toad)
Lineage: Eukaryota; Metazoa; Chordata; Amphibia; Anura; Bufonidae
Gene: ADH5
Product: alcohol dehydrogenase 5 (class III), chi polypeptide
Exons: 9
Coding region: 88-1218 (376 amino acids)
Biological process (GO): formaldehyde catabolic process
Cellular component (GO): cytosol
Molecular function (GO): zinc ion binding; S-(hydroxymethyl)glutathione dehydrogenase [NAD(P)+] activity
Source: RefSeq, a predicted model, not a curated record
CAGGGGGCGCUCUCAUGACUUCCUCUUGUAAGUGGCUGAAGUGCAGGGCGCCUACAUCCAGCGAGUAGAGCUGGUGACGGGUGGACCAUGGACACUGUGGGGAAGGUAAUUACAUGCAAAGCAGCAGUUGCCUGGGAGGCAGGGAAGCCUCUGAGUAUUGAAGAUGUAGAGGUGGCGCCACCCAAAGCUCAUGAAGUGCGCAUUAAGAUUGUGUCCACAGCUGUUUGCCACACUGAUGCCUAUACGCUAAGUGGUGCUGACCCUGAAGGAUGUUUCCCAGUGAUUCUUGGCCAUGAAGGAGCUGGCAUUGUAGAAAGUGUAGGAGAAGGUGUUACAAGAGUUAAAGCCGGAGACAGAGUUAUUCCUCUUUAUAUUCCUCAAUGUGGGGAAUGUAAAUUUUGUGUGAACCCUAAAACCAACUUGUGUCAAAAGAUCAGGAUUACUCAAGGUCGUGGUUUUAUGCCUGACGGUACCAGCAGGUUUACUUGCAAAGGGCAGCAGAUUUUUCACUUUAUGGGCACCAGCACCUUCUCUGAAUACACAGUUGUUGCUGACAUCUCUGUUGCUAAAAUAGAGGACUCUGCUCCUCUGGACAAAGUCUGUCUGCUGGGCUGUGGUGUUUCCACUGGAUAUGGAGCAGCCCUGAACACUGCCAAGGUGGAGCCAGGUUCUACCUGUGCAGUAUUUGGCCUUGGAGGUGUUGGCCUUGCUGUUAUCAUGGGAUGUAAAGUAGCUGGUGCCAAGCGAAUUAUUGGAGUUGACCUGAACAAGGAAAAGUUUGAAAAGUCCAAGGAGUUUGGGGCCACUGAGUGUAUCAGUCCCUCAGACUAUCAAAAGCCAAUCCAGGAAGUGCUGGUCGACAUGACUGAUGGAGGCGUGGAUUAUUCCUUUGAGUGCAUAGGAAAUGUUGGCGUCAUGAGAGCUGCAUUAGAAGCUUGUCACAAAGGCUGGGGGGUAAGUGUCAUUGUGGGAGUAGCAGCAUCUGGACAAGAAAUUGCAACUCGACCAUUUCAGCUGGUCACUGGGCGCACAUGGAAAGGAACGGCUUUUGGAGGUUGGAAGAGUGUAGACAGUGUUCCCAAGUUGGUUUCUGAAUACAUGGCUAAAAAAAUAAAAGUUGACGAGUUUGUGACUCACACUCUGCCCUUCAGCUCAAUAAAUGAAGCUUUUGAACUGAUGCAUGAUGGCAAGAGCAUUCGUAGUGUUUUGAACUAUUAAUGGAUCCUGGAAUACAAGACUACGACCACACUAGAAUCAAGGCGGUAGUUGGAGCACAAGAUUUUAGAUACAGCAAAGUAAUCUAGUUUCAUUGUCUAAUUCUCACCAUUGCCUUCCUGUCUAUCAGCAGCUGAAAUUUCUAAUAAAUAUAUUUUGUUCUGUU